Molecule: messenger RNA, 1527 nt
Organism: Colletotrichum orchidophilum
Lineage: Eukaryota; Fungi; Ascomycota; Sordariomycetes; Glomerellales; Glomerellaceae
Product: major facilitator superfamily transporter
Exons: 4
Coding region: 1-1527 (508 amino acids)
Biological process (GO): transmembrane transport; carboxylic acid transport
Cellular component (GO): plasma membrane
Molecular function (GO): carboxylic acid transmembrane transporter activity
Source: RefSeq, a predicted model, not a curated record
AUGUCUACCGAAGUACAAAAUCGUACGGCUGGAGAGGACGAAAUCGUCAUUGACGAAAAGAAAAUUGCGAGUAACGCGGAAGAUGGCGAAGUAGACAUAAUAGAAGGGGAGCCGCAGAAAAACUACUACAGCAGCCUCUCUGUUUGGUUGAUGGUCUUAUUCUCCGGACUGGCAAUUGGAUCAGAUGGCUACAACGCCGCCGUCAUUGGCAAUGUCGAACUACUGCUCGCAAUUCUUUAUCCCGAUGACCUGACGACCGGUAUAUCCCAGAGACUCUCCAAUGCCUUUCUGAUCGGCAUGAUUGUCGGAAUGAUAUUAUUUGGUGUCAUCAGUGAUCAACUCGGCCGCAAGACUGGUGCUAUUGCAACGACCAUCUUGCUUGUUUUAGGCAUCGCUCUGUCGACUGCAGCCAGUGGAACAACUCCCACAGGCAUGUUUUGGAUGCUCAUAAUUGCUCGUGGCAUUGCUGGCGUGGGUGCAGGGGGAGAGUAUCCCGUCUCUGGCGCUGGUGCUGCCGAGGCGACUGACGAAGAUGCCAAAUUCCGCAAGAGACGAGGUUUCAUGUUUGCGAUGCUCGCAGACUUAUCUUCCAGCCUAGGAUACGUCUGGGGAGGGCUAGUUCCGUUGCUGCUGCUUCUGUGCGUUGGCCAGCAGGUUUCAAAGUACCAUAUCGUUUGGCGGACCUCGUUUGCUUUGGGCAUGGCUCCUCCCAUUCUCAUCUUCUGGUUCCGGAUGCGAAUGGCAGUAUCUACUGCGUAUCGAAAGUCAGCAUUGCGGAAGCAGAGAAUGCCGUACUGGCUCGCCUUGAAACGCUAUUGGAGACCUCUCCUCGGGGGGGCUUCCACUUGGUUUUUAUACAAUUGGAUCAGCAUUCCGUUCGGAAUUUUCAGCUCAACUAUCGUAUCCAGAGCCAACGUCGAGGAAAGUCUUGUCAAGACCCUUGGAUGGGGCGUAGUGAUCAAUUGUUUCUAUAUUCCUGGCCCUUUCAUUGGAGGCUACCUAUCAGACAAGAUCGGCAGACGUCAGACCAUGGCUCUGGGCUUCAUAUUGCAAGCAAUCCUUGGUUUCGUUCUUGGGGGCGCAAUGAACCCUAUCCAAGGUGUUUUCCCUCUUUUCGUUGUCCUUUACGGCAUAUUCUUAACGCUGGGAGAAGUUGGCCCUGGAAGCACCGUUGUUCUUAUUGCCUCGGAGUGCUUUCCGACAUCCAUCCGUGGCCAAAUGAUGGGACUCAUCUCAGCGUUUUCAAAAGCGGGAGCUGCCAUUGGUACUCAGGUUUUUACUGCGAUUUUGAACACAUACACCGAUGACCCCUCAAAGGGCAACCAAGUUGCAUUUCUUAUUGGCUCUGGAUUCGCAGUCUUAGGCGCCCUCAUUGCGCUCUUCGUCAUCCCGGACAUAUCAAAACAUUUGAAUGAUGAUGAUGAAGCAUGGAAGAAGUAUCUAUCUGAAAACGGCUGGGAGGCUCAGUGGGGUGACGAGGUAACACGCGACCCAUCUGGCGUCAUCAUGGACAAGGCUGCGUCUUAA